AGAGCAUGGAGGUCACAGUACCUACUACCCUCCAUGUCCUCAAUGGCUCUGAUGCCCGCCUGCCCUGCACCUUCAACUCCUGCUACACAGUGAACCACAAGCAGUUCUCCCUGAACUGGACUUACCAGGAGUGUAGUAACUGCUCCGAGGAGAUGUUCCUCCAGUUUCGCAUGAAGAUCAUUAACCUGAAGCUGGAGCGGUUCCGAGACCGCGUGGAGUUCUCGGGGAACCCCAGCAAGUAUGAUGUGUCAGUGACGCUGAGGAACGUGCAGCUGGAGGACGAGGGCAUCUACAACUGCUACAUCAUGAACCCGCCCGACCGCCACCGUGGCCACGGCAAGAUCUACCUGCAGGUCCUCAUGGAAGAGCCCCCCGAGCGGGACUCCACGGUGGCAGUGAUUGUGGGUGCAUCAGUGGGGGGCUUCCUGGCUGUGGUCAUCUUGGUGCUGAUGGUGGUCAAGUGCGUGAGGAGGAAAAAAGAGCAGAAGCUGAGCACGGACGACCUGAAGACGGAGGAGGAGGGCAAGACCGACGGCGAGGGCAACGCGGACGAUGGCGCCAAGUAGCGGCAGCCGCCCUGCAGCCUCCUGUGUCCUGUCUCCUUCCACUCUCCGCCCUGUACAGUGACCCUGCCUGCCCUCUCUUGGUGUGCUUCCCUUGGACCAAGACCCCCAGGGCCAGCCGGGGGCCUCCUGAACCUCACACUUCGUAUCCCCCACCCUGCACCAAGAGUGACCACCUCUCUUCCAUCUGAGAAACCUGCCAUGGCAUCUGGGACGUGUGGGCCCUGGGGAGA
Lemur catta (Ring-tailed lemur) is the source of this 796-nucleotide messenger RNA. It is a transcript of the gene SCN2B, whose product is annotated as sodium voltage-gated channel beta subunit 2. The record is from RefSeq and is a predicted model, not a curated record. The transcript has 3 exons. Gene Ontology annotation, biological process: membrane depolarization during cardiac muscle cell action potential; cardiac muscle cell action potential involved in contraction; regulation of sodium ion transmembrane transporter activity. NCBI's taxonomy places the organism in Eukaryota, Metazoa, Chordata, Mammalia, Primates, Lemuridae. Gene Ontology annotation, cellular component: membrane; voltage-gated sodium channel complex. Bases 6 to 566 code for a protein of 186 amino acids. Gene Ontology annotation, molecular function: sodium channel regulator activity.